AUGGUCCGUAUCCUCGCCGCCGCUGCCAUGGCCGCUGCCGUCGCUGCCCAGACGGCGCCCGCGCCGACGCCGUCCGUGUCCAACCCGGCGUGGACGAUGAAGACGAUCACGUCGAUCCAGGCGCGUGUCCAGUCGGACCCGGCGACGUGGGAUGAGACCAACCAGAAGUUUGGCCUCGUCCUCAAGAAGAACACCAACACGUUCGCCGAGAAGUACCGCGCUGCGAUGGACACGGUCAACACGGCGUCGCCCGAGGGUGCGCUCAUGUACGUGCAGACCGAAGGUAUCAACAAGCAAUUUGACGUGAACUGCGGCCGCAAGACCAACAUGAGCUACAUUUGGUUCAUGAACGUGACGAUCGUCCAGCCGACGUUUGCGAUCGCCGAGACGCAGGACGACAACUCGGUUGUGCCCGAGUACGGCCACUUUGUCGCGAUGGACAACGGCUACUGCACGCCCAAGGACGCCAAGGGGACGCUCUCGCCGUACUGCCUCAACUUUGGCGGCCUCAUGAACACGGCCAACAUUGGCCCGUACGUUGGCGGUGAGACCCGCGGUACGCACGACUUUGGUAGCUACCCGGACAACGUCUGGUUCUCGUUCCCGAACUCGUGCUACACCAAGACCUUCGACCAGAAGGACGACGCGUGCCGCAAGGCGCAGAAGGGCGGUCUCUGCCCCCUUGGCACGCAGCCCGAUGGUGUCACGUGCACGUACUCGUACGAGGUGCUCGGCUACCUCUUCAUUGACGACCUUGUCGGUAUCACCAACAUGACGAGCUCGCAGACGAUGCAGCCGUACAAGAACCGCGUCGAGUUUUGCAAGGACUCCAAGAUCGAGUACGAUUUCAACGCCAAAAGAGCGCACACAGAAGAUGCUGGACUUUUACUGGACUUUUACAACGACCUCCUCACGACGGGCGCCGGCGACGCCAAGCACAUGAAGCCCCUCCCCAAGGCCUCGGACCUCACGAAGCUUAACCCGCCUUGCUACGCCAACAGCCCGAUCUGCGCCAAGGCGACGUUCGGCUGCCGCCGCAAGCUCAUGGCCCAGAUCUGCGAAGUGUGCACGACGGCUGCGCCCGACUGCGUGGUCAUGCCUGCCAAUGCCCCGAACGCGGUCCCGCUCACGCUCAAGAAGCAGUACACCCCGCCCGCCCCCACGGAUGCCAGUGGCAAGACGCUCGUCCCCGGCACUGGUGGCAACGGCAACGGCGGUACCAGCUCGGCCGCCUCGCUCGCUCUCUCGGGCGCGGCUCUCGUUGGCGCGUUCGCGAUGAUGAUGUAA
This is a messenger RNA of Saprolegnia parasitica CBS 223.65, 1287 nucleotides long. RefSeq lists its product as hypothetical. The transcript has 2 exons. NCBI's taxonomy places the organism in Eukaryota, Oomycota, Saprolegniomycetes, Saprolegniales, Saprolegniaceae. The record is from RefSeq and is a predicted model, not a curated record. The coding region runs from base 1 to 1287 and encodes 428 amino acids.